This is a messenger RNA of Ceratotherium simum simum (southern white rhinoceros), 3535 nucleotides long. Lineage: Eukaryota; Metazoa; Chordata; Mammalia; Perissodactyla; Rhinocerotidae. The record is from RefSeq and is a predicted model, not a curated record.
AACGCCAGCAUGCAGAGCACAUAUUCUUAUCAUUUAGGAAAUCAAAAUCACCAUUUGCAGUUUGCAAGCAUAUUUUGGUUCUUCAUGCUUUGGAAGUAACAGUUGAAGAGAGGUGAGGAAAGUUUGUGAAAAUUGUGAUCGGUGAUUAGCUGCCACCUGCCUGAGGUGUCUUCUGAGAGGAACUAACCUCUUUGUGGUGCUAGAGCAAGGUCACUGGAUAAAAAAAAGAACAGAAACGAGUAAAGUGGACUAUGUCCUCUUUCAAGCUGCCACAGCCAUAAUGGAAGCAGUUGUCCGAGAGUGGAUUCUCUUGGAAAAAGGUAGCAUCGAGUCACUACGAACAUUCCUUUUAACCUAUGUCUUACAGAGGCCUAACCUCCAAAAGUAUGUUCGGGAACAGAUUCUAUUAGCAGUAGCAGUAAUUGUAAAACGAGGAUCAUUAGAUAAAUCAAUUGACUGCAAAAGCAUUUUUCAUGAAGUCAGCCAGUUGAUAAGUAGUGGCAAUCCCACUGUGCAAACUCUGGCCUGUUCUAUUCUAACUGCACUAUUGAGUGAAUUUUCAAGUUCAAGUAAAACUAGCAACAUUGGACUGAGUAUGGAAUUCCAUGGUAACUGCAAAAGAGUUUUUCAGGAAGAAGACCUUCGUCAAAUCUUCAUGUUAACUGUUGAAGUUCUGCAGGAGUUCAGCAGGCGGGAAAACCUCAAUGCUCAGAUGUCUUCAGUAUUUCAGCGUUACCUUGCACUUGCCAAUCAAGUCUUGAGCUGGAACUUUCUUCCUCCAAAUUUGGGCAGACAUUAUAUAGCGAUGUUUGAAUCCUCACAAAAUGUGCUGUUAAAGCCAACAGAGUCCUGGCGGGAUACUCUUCUGGACAGCAGAGUUAUGGAGCUUUUCUUUACAGUACAUCGAAAAAUCAGAGAAGAUUCAGAUAUGGCACAAGAUUCUCUGCAGUGCCUUGCCCAGUUAGCUUCUCUUCAUGGACCCAUCUUCCCUGAUGAAGGAUCACAAGUUGAUUAUCUAGCACACUUCAUUGAGGGAUUACUGAAUACUAUCAAUGGAAUUGAAAUAGAAGAUUCUGAAGCUGUGGGAAUCUCCAGCAUUAUCAGCAACCUGAUAACUGUGUUCCCUCGAAAUGUUUUAACUGCCAUUCCAAAUGAACUUUUCUCCUCCUUUGUUAACUGCCUCACACACCUCACUUGUUCUUUUGGGCGAAGUGCUGCACUAGAAGAAGUGCUUGAUAAAGAUGACAUGGUAUACAUGGAAGCAUAUGACAAAUUGCUGGAGUCCUGGCUAACUUUGGUCCAAGAUGACAAACAUUUCCAUAGAGGCUUUUUUACCCAACAUGCAGUUCAAGUUUUCAAUUCCUAUAUUCAGUGCCACCUAGCUGCUCCAGAUGGCACAAGGAAUUUGACUGCCAAUGGUGUGGCCUCUCGUGAGGAAGAAGAAAUAAGUGAACUUCAAGAAGAUGAUCGAGACCAGUUUUCAGAUCAACUAGCCAGUGUAGGAAUGCUAGGAAGAAUUGCUGCAGAACACUGUAUACCUCUUCUGACAAGUUUAUUAGAAGAAAGAGUAACAAGGCUCCAUGGUCAGUUACAACGACAUCAGCAGCAAUUACUUGCUUCACCUGGUUCAAGCGCUAUUGACAACAAAACGCUUGAUGAUCUGUAUGAAGAUAUUCACUGGCUUAUUUUAGUUACAGGCUACCUCUUAGCUGAUGAUACUCAGGGAGAGACUCCGCUAAUACCUCCAGGAAUAAUGGAAUAUUCCAUUAAGCAUUCAUCUGAAGUUGACAUUAAUACAACACUUCAAAUUUUGGGAUCUCCAGGAGAAAAGGCUUCUUCCAUCCCAGGGUACAACAGAACAGAUUCUGUGAUUAGGCUGUUGUCUGCCGUUCUGAGAGUUUCAGAAGUUGAAUCUCGAGCGAUAAGAGCAGAUCUCACUCAUCUACUAAGCCCUCAAAUGGGCAAAGAUAUUGUUUGGUUUCUAAAACGCUGGGCAAAGACUUAUCUCCUGGUGAAUGAGAAACUGUAUGAUCAGAUAAGUCUGCCCUUCAGUACAGCAUUUGGAGCAGAUACAGAGGGUUCUCAGUGGAUUAUUGGCUACCUCUUACAAAAAGUCAUCAGUAACCUCUCAGUAUGGAGUAGUGAGCAGGACCUUGCAAAUGAUACUGUACAGCUCCUUGUCACUUUGGUGGAAAGAAGAGAAAGGGCAAACUUAGUAAUUCAGUGUGAAAACUGGUGGAACUUAGCCAAGCAGUUUGCAAGCCGAAGCCCACCUCUGAAUUUCUUGUCCAGUCCCGUGCAGAGAACACUGAUGAAGGCUCUUGUUUUAGGAGGUUUUGCACAUAUGGACACAGAAACCAAACAGCAGUAUUGGACUGAGGUUCUUCAGCCACUUCAGCAGCGGUUCUUAAGAGUGAUAAAUCAAGAAAACUUUCAGCAGAUGUGUCAGCAAGAGGAAGUCAAACAGGAAAUCACUGCCACACUGGAGGCCCUUUGCGGCAUUGCUGAGGCUACCCAGAUUGACAACGUAGCAAUCCUGUUUAAUUUUUUAAUGGAUUUCCUUACCAAUUGCAUUGGAUUGAUGGAAGUUUAUAAAAAUACCCCAGAGACUGUCAAUCUCAUAAUAGAAGUUUUUGUUGAAGUUGCACAUAAACAGAUAUGCUAUCUUGGAGAGUCCAAAGCUAUGAACUUGUAUGAAGCUUGCCUUACUUUGUUGCAAGUAUAUUCUAAGAAUAAUUUAGGACGGCAAAGAAUAGAUGUUACAGCGGAGGAAGAGCAAUACCAAGACCUGCUUCUCAUUAUGGAACUUCUUACUAACCUCCUAUCAAAAGAAUUCAUAGAUUUCAGUGAUACAGAUGAAGUGUUUAGAGGACAUGAGCCGGGGCAAGCGGCAAACAGAUCUGUGUCAGCAGCUGAUGUUGUUUUAUAUGGAGUAAACCUAAUUCUGCCCUUGAUGUCGCAAGAUCUUUUGAAGUUUCCAACCCUUUGUAAUCAGUACUACAAAUUAAUCACAUUUAUCUGUGAGAUUUUUCCUGAAAAAAUACCACAGCUUCCUGAAGAUCUUUUUAAAAGUCUGAUGUACUCUCUAGAACUAGGAAUGACAUCAAUGAGUUCAGAGGUUUGCCAGCUUUGCCUGGAAGCUUUGACACCAUUAGCUGAACAGUGUGCAAAAGCACAAGAAACAGAUUCACCACUUUUUCUAGCAACACGGCACUUUCUUAAGCUGGUUUUUGAUAUGCUGGUUUUGCAAAAGCACAACACAGAGAUGACCACUGCGGCUGGAGAAGCUUUCUACACAUUGGUGUGCUUGCAUCAGGCUGAAUAUUCUGAAUUGGUUGAAACAUUACUGUCAAGUCAACAAGACCCAGUUAUUUAUCAGAGAUUAGCAGAUGCCUUCAAUAAGCUCACUGCAAGCAGCACUCCUCCCACGCUGGAUCGGAAGCAGAAGGUGGCCUUCCUAAAGAGUUUAGAAGAAUUUAUGGCAAAUGUUGGUGGUCUCCUUUGUGUAAAAUAAACAACAAAACUUUGUGCUUAA